GGUUUGUUGCAUAAAAUUAUGCGAAAAUUUCUGUAAAUAGGCUUCCUUCUUCUUCCAGACUUCUUCACAGUUCACACUCCCAAUCUUGUUUUACUACUGUAUUUAUUUAUUCAUUGGGGACGGGCACAAAAUAUAAGAACUCAUAAUCCCAAUCUAAAUCCAAUCUAAUAUACAGAGAUUCCUGGUGGGAAUCUUCUUUCUCUAACCCACCCCCAAGAAUCUUUUUCUCUUUAUUCACACUUGGCUGUCAACGCACAGCCGCCGGAGACAUGAUUACCACUGUUGAAGAAUCUACCGGGGAGACUCCGGCCAGGCUUCAGGGGAAACUGAUUGCAACUAUAGUGUGUUGGUUUCUGGGACUGGGUUCUCUUGUGGCUUGGAAUAGCAUGCUUACAAUUGGAGAUUACUAUUACCAAUUAUUUCCUGACUACCAUCCUUCUAGGGUGCUUACCCUGGUUUAUCAACCCUUUGCAAUUGGAGCAAUUGCAAUUCUUGCAUAUAAAGAUCAAAAGGUUAAUACAAGGAUCAGAAAUUUAGUAGGGUUUUCCCUAUUCAGCCUGGCCACUUUUGCACUACUGAUGUUGGAUGUAGCCACAUCGGGGAAGGGUGGAAUCGGACCUUUCUCGGGAAUUUGUGUUCUGGUUGCAUGUUUUGGGGUUGCAGAUGCCCUUGUUCAGGGUGGUGUUGUUGGAGACCUUGCUUUCAUGUGUCCUGAAUUCAUCCAGUCAUACUUGGCUGGUUUAGCUGCUUCUGGGGCACUCACUUCUGGCUUGAGGUUGGUGACUAAAGCGGCAUUUGAACAUUCCAGUAACGGUCUCCGGAAAGGAGUUAUUCUGUUUUUGGCAAUCUCCACGUUCUUUGAAUUCAUAUGCAUCAUUCUCUAUGGAUACAUCUUCCCCAAAAUUCCAAUUGUGAAGUACUAUCGCGCAAAGGCAGCUUCUGAGGGAUCAAAAACUGUUGCUGCAGAUUUAGCUGCAGCUGGCCUCCAGACAAAUUCAGCUGAUGAUGCCAAGCAGGUGGCGAGGCUGACCAACUGGCAGUUGUUCACUCAAAACAUUGAUUAUGCAUUGGACCUCUACCUCAUAUACGUUCUGACUUUAUCCAUCUUCCCUGGAUUUCUAUAUGAGAAUACCGGAGAACACAAUCUUGGAUCAUGGUAUUCGGUUGUUCUGAUUGCUAUGUAUAACAUUUGGGAUUUGGUGUCGAGGUACACUCCCAUGAUCAAGGCAAUUGAGGUGAAAUCCAGAAAGUGGCUAAUGAUAUCGAUAUUGUCGCGUAUCUUGUUGAUCCCGUGCUUCUAUUUCACUGCCAAGUAUGGGGAUCAAGGCUGGAUGAUCUUCCUCGUAUCUUUCCUAGGACUAACGAAUGGCCAUUUGACAGUUUGUGUCCUCACUAAUGCUCCUAAAGGUUACAAGGGACCGGAGGCAAAUGCAUUGGGUAACAUUCUUGUUAUGUCCCUUCUUUGUGGCAUAUUUUCUGGAGUGGCUCUUGACUGGCUCUGGCUAAUUGGCCAUGGCAGUUUCUGAGGAAAAAGUGAACUAUUUUCUUGCUUCAAGUAAAAAGAUUGGGUUCCCCUUAGAUACUUAGAUGUUUAGAAUGUACUCGGGUAAUAAUAAUUAUGCUACCAUAUUUAUCUACUCAGCUGUUUUUUUUUUGGCUUCAAGAAAUAUGUGUUUUUCGUUUAUUUAUGUGAAUAUUUUGCAGAUGGUGGGGGUCCAAAUUAAUAGGGAGUAAAUUU
Cuscuta campestris is the source of this 1738-nucleotide messenger RNA. NCBI's taxonomy places the organism in Eukaryota, Viridiplantae, Streptophyta, Magnoliopsida, Solanales, Convolvulaceae. The record is from the annotation of a GenBank genome assembly.